AGCUCCAUCACCCACUCUGAACCAGGGCCUGCAACAAUGUCCUCCAUAGAGAGAAACGUAAAGGACACUUGAUCUCACAGUCCUUGGAAUUAUUUCCAGGAAACACUUGCAGAAGCCGUUUGGGAGUACCAGUUCCCUGGCAGCACGCUUGCUCAGCGACGGCCAGGAAAUGAGCGCUUCUUUGAAUUACAAGUCUUUCUCCAAAGAGCAGCAGACCAUGGAUAACUUGGAAAAGCAACUGAUCUGUCCCAUCUGCCUAGAGAUGUUCACAAAGCCCGUCGUCAUUCUCCCCUGCCAACACAAUCUGUGUAGGAAAUGUGCCAGUGACAUCUUCCAGGCCUCUAACCCAUACUUACCCACAAGAGGAGGCACUACGGUGGCAUCAGGGGGUCGAUUCCGCUGUCCCUCCUGCAGACACGAGGUGGUGUUAGACAGACACGGGGUUUAUGGACUUCAGAGGAACCUGCUGGUGGAAAACAUUAUCGACAUCUACAAGCAGGAAUCUACCAGGCCAGAAAAAAAGUCCGACCAGCCCAUGUGUGAAGAGCACGAGGAGGAACGGAUCAACAUCUACUGUCUGAACUGCGAGGUGCCCACCUGCUCCCUGUGCAAAGUGUUUGGCGCCCACAAGGACUGCCAGGUGGCUCCCCUUACCCAUGUGUUCCAGAGGCAGAAGUCUGAACUCAGCGAUGGCAUCGCUGUACUUGUGGGAAGCAACGAUCGAGUCCAGGGAGUGAUCAGCCAGCUGGAGGACACCUGUAAAACUAUUGAGGAAUGCUGCAGGAAGCAGAAGCAGGACCUGUGUGAGAAGUUUGAUUAUCUAUAUGGCAUCCUGGAAGAGAGGAAGACUGAAAUGACCCAAGCCAUCACCCGAACACAAGAGGAGAAACUGGAGCAUGUCAGAGCUCUUAUCAGAAAGUACUCUGAUCACUUGGAGAACGUAUCAAAGCUGGUGGAGUCAGGGAUCCAGUUCAUGGAUGAGCCGGAAAUGGCAGUGUUUCUGCAGAAUGCCAAGACCCUAUUACAAAAGAUCGCGGAAGCAUCCAAGGCAUUUCAGAUGGAGAACGUAGAACAAGGCUAUGAGAUCAUGACCCACUUCACAGUCAACCUCAAUAGAGAAGAAAAGAUUAUACGUGAAAUUGAUUUUUACAGAGAAGAGGAAGAUGAAGAGGAUGCAGGAGAAAUAGAAGACGAAGGAGAAGGAGCAGAUGCAGCAGAAGGAGAAGAGGUAGAAAGCGUUCAAAUAGAGUCAUCAGGGGAAGAGGAAAGCCUGGAAAAAGCCUCAGAGCCCUCUCAGCCCUCCUCAGAGCUCCAGGCUGCCUCUGGGCCACUCCUUACUUCCUCUCCAGAACCGCCUUCAUCCAUGGCACCUGCUGCAGAUGUCCCGGUGACACAGGGGGAGGUGGUGCCCAUUGGCUCUCAGCAAACCACACAGUCUGAAACUCCAGGCCCUUCAGCAGCGGAAACCACGGAUCCCUUGUUUUACCCUAGUUGGUAUAAAGGCCAAAACCGGAAAACCAUCUCCAACCCACCUUGCACCCCUGGGAGUGAAGGUCUGGGACAAAUAGGGCCUCCUGGUGCUGAGGAUUCCAGUGUGCAGUCGGCAGGAGUGGCAGAAGCCGCAGCCAAUGAGCAGGCAGCAGUGAGUGGUAAGGAAUCUAGUUCACCUGCAGCUACCUCUCAGAUUGGAUGUGAGGCCCCUUCUCCCCAGGGACAGGCAUCAGCCUCGGGGAGUGGGGGUGGGGCAGAUUCGGAGCCAUCUCGACAUGUCUUCUCCUUCUCCUGGUUGAAUUCCCUGAAUGAAUGAUAUUUAUUCCUGCUGCUGCCCCUGGCGGCCUGGGUGAGAUGCGCACCAGGCAAUGGGGAACGUCCAUGACGCUUAUGAAUGGGACCUCUGGACAGGAUUUCUGAAAGAAAAAACAAUAAUAAACCUUUAAUUCCAGAUGGCUUAUUUAACUUGUAGAGAAAAUUAAUAUUCUCGGGAAAAAAUUGCAGAAAACACUGAUGUAAAGAAACCUGAUCUUAUGCAAAUCUUUUAUUUUGUGGGAAACAUUCUGAAGUCUCUGUAGGUGUGGUACAUGUGUGUAUGACAACUAUAAGUGACAAGUGUUAACAAAGUGGACACUACACUGCACUCAUCUGUGGGCACUGGCUUCUUGUUAUUUUAGCACAGGUGUUUUUGCUUUUCUCCUUAGCAUCGCCCGGUAGUUGGUGACAUUCAGUGUCCGUACAGAACUGACCGAUUUAUCAACAUAUAGGCACGAGAUAGGUCAUUGACCAAGGCUAAGAAGAGCUCUACAGAAGUAUUCUCUGAAUUUGGUCACAUUUCUGUAGUCUAGAAGGCCAAUGGUCUAGGGCAUGUCUUUUGACAUUUUCUAAUCCUAAUCACAUAUCUCAUAAUCUUAUAUUCAUAUAUUGGGUAUUUUGAUUGAAGACUUUCUGAAGAGAACUGUCGACUUUCUUAUGUGGCCACCAUAGCAGAAAUUUGUACUGUGGGACAACUGCAUGUAUUUAAAUAUAUACACAACCCCCAUCUAAUCUAUCUAUCAUCUAUCACUGUGAUACCUUCAUCACAUAAGUGUAACUUUAAGUGAACUCUUAAAUAAAUGUUGUUUUUAAAAA
Mesocricetus auratus (golden hamster) is the source of this 2622-nucleotide messenger RNA. RefSeq names its product tripartite motif containing 55 (gene Trim55). The record is from RefSeq and is a predicted model, not a curated record. Bases 170 to 1807 code for a protein of 545 amino acids. Gene Ontology annotation, molecular function: zinc ion binding. The transcript has 10 exons. NCBI's taxonomy places the organism in Eukaryota, Metazoa, Chordata, Mammalia, Rodentia, Cricetidae.